AUGCUAAAAAACGAAAAGAUAGUCGCUAACCCAAAAUACGCUAGAGCUAUCCGUGCACCACGAACAGUGCCGACUGAAUAUGAAAACUCUCCUCGAAAUCAGCCACGUAUAUGUACAAUACAAUUGAAUAAAACCGAUACAACAUUUGGUUUCGAUAUUGUCUAUGCGAGUAACACUCCAUUACGUCGAUUCGAUCGAAUCAUUGAAAUUGACGAUGAAUUAAUGGAAAACGAAAGCACAGCAUUUGUUGAAGAAAAACUACUCAAAGCAAGAACCAGAGGUUUUAUAAAACUAUAUCUAGUUGACACGAAAACAUACAAGUUCUAUAAAACGAAUAAUCUACCGUUAUCACCAAAAGAAUCAGCAAAGAAGUUAGCGUAA
Adineta ricciae is the source of this 381-nucleotide messenger RNA. Lineage: Eukaryota; Metazoa; Rotifera; Eurotatoria; Adinetida; Adinetidae. The record is from the annotation of a GenBank genome assembly.